Molecule: messenger RNA, 435 nt
Organism: Staurois parvus
Lineage: Eukaryota; Metazoa; Chordata; Amphibia; Anura; Ranidae
Source: the annotation of a GenBank genome assembly
GGACAAAGGCGUGGAGGAAUGUCAGUUCGCUGUAGCUGCUGUCUGUCAGUCUCUGGGGGCAUUUUUGUAACAUCAGAUUUUUGGAAAAAUGCUGCAUGCAUGGGAUCGAUGUAUGGGAUCAAUGUAUGGGAUCAAUGUAUGGGAUCAAUGCAUGGGAUCAAUGUAUGGGAUCAAUGUAUGGGAUCAAUGCAUGGGAUCAAUGCGUGGGAUCAAUGUAUGGGAUCAAUGUAUGGGAUCAAUGCAUGGGAUCAAUGCGUGGGAUCAAUGCAUGGGAUCAAUGCGUGGGAUCAAUGCGUGGGAUCAAUGCGUGGGAGCAAUGCGUGGGAUCAAUGCGUGGGAUCAAUGGAUGGGAUCAAUGGAUGGGAUCAAUGUGUGGGAUCAAUGUGUGGGAUCAGUGUGUGGGAUCAAUGUAUGGGAUCAAUGCAUGGGAUCAAU